AUGGGUAUGACCAUCUCAAGACUUCUUGAUAACAUGGGGAAUGAGAAGGAAACACGGAUUAUAAUUGUCGGGCUCGAGGGUGCCGGAAAGACCACAAUUCUCCAACAGCUGAAAAGUGACGCCAUAACAACCACCUUUCCCAUACCCGGGUUCAGCGUGAAGAAAAUCGAACACAAGAACAUUACAUUCACUGCAUGGAACAUGGAUGUACGAAAAGAGAUCCGCUCGUUGGGGAGGAACUAUUUCCACAACACAGAAGGCAUCAUAUUCGUGGUUGAUUCCAACGAUCCUCGUAUAUACGAAGCACGUGUGGAGCUGGAGUUUCUGUUGCAGGAGGAUGAGCUAAAAAAAGCUUUGCUCCUGGUCGUUGCUAACAAGCAGGAUGUGGCCGAUGCAAUGAGCACCGUGGAGAUUUAUAAUAGCUUCGAUCUUCAAAAUGUGAGACAAAACAAAUGGUAUAUUCAAUCCGCCUGCGCCACCAGCGGCGAUGGUCUUCCCGAAGGUCUCGAAUGGCUCUCCAACAACAUUAAGAGAGCUAGAUAA
Molecule: messenger RNA, 543 nt
Organism: Penicillium odoratum
Lineage: Eukaryota; Fungi; Ascomycota; Eurotiomycetes; Eurotiales; Aspergillaceae
Product: ADP-ribosylation factor family-domain-containing protein
Exons: 4
Coding region: 1-543 (180 amino acids)
Biological process (GO): vesicle-mediated transport; intracellular protein transport
Cellular component (GO): cytoplasm; plasma membrane
Molecular function (GO): GTPase activity; GTP binding
Source: RefSeq, a predicted model, not a curated record